CGGCGCCAGUCAGCCCCCGGCAACGCGCGUAUCAACCAAGCAGCAUGCACCUUCCGCCCAGUGGACCCCGUGCACGAAGGGCCGCUUUGCUCUCUGCCUAGCUGCUGCUUUGACAGACGAGCGAAGACGAUUCGCUUCGAUCGACCCGUGUUCGCGGCGAGCUUGCCCAAAACUAGUCGUGAAUGCGCUCCCCGGCUUGUUCUCCACCAUCAUUCGGAUCAAAGAGAGAUCGCACCUUCCUUCUGAUCCGUCACACUUCUCACACCUGAAACGCUGCCCAAGAUGACUUUCACUCCUCUGCCCACUGAUGAGAAGGCUAUUGCCACGAUCCGCACUCUCGCUGCGGACAUCGUGUUCAAGUCCAACUCUGGUCACCCUGGUAUGCCCAUGGGUAUGGCUCCAAUUGCCCACUUGCUCUUCUCUCGCUUCUUCACAGCAAGCGGCAAGGAUCCCAAGUGGAUCAACCGCGACAGAUUCGUUCUGAGCAAUGGUCACGGAUGCGCUCUUCAGUACAUCAUGCUGCACCUUCUCGGUUACAACAUCUCUCUUGAUGACCUCAAGAGUUUCAGACAACUCGACUCCAAGUGCCCAGGUCACCCCGAGACCAAUCACGGCGUCGACGGCAUCGAGGUCACAACCGGCCCUCUUGGUCAAGGUUUCUCAAACGCUGUUGGUCUGGCCAUUGCACAAGCAAAUGCAGCUGCGACCUUCAACAAGGAUGGCGCAGAGCUAUUCACCAACAAGACUUACACCUUCCUCGGUGAUGGUUGCCUCAUGGAGGGUAUCGCAAGCGAGGCCGCGUCCCUCGCUGGCCACUUGAAGCUUGGAAACAUGAUUUGCAUUUACGAUGACAACCACAUCUCCAUCGAUGGUGACACUGCUUGCUCGUUCACCGAAGAUGUCGAGCAGCGCUUCUUGGCCUACGACUGGCACGUUCUAGCUGUCAACGAUGGUGACAAGGACCUUGCUGCCAUGUAUGCGGCAAUCGAGGAGGCCCACAAGGUCACUGACAAGCCCACGCUCAUUCGUUUGAAGACCACCAUCGGUUUCGGCUCUAAGAUCCAGGGUGGCGCUGGCACGCACGGAGCUCCUCUGAAGGCCGAUGACAUCGAGCAGGUCAAGACCAAGUUCGGCUUUGACCCCAAGCAAAACUUUGUCGUUCCCGACGAGGUUGUUAAGGCAUACGGCGAGGUGCAGCAGCGCGGAUCCAAGGCGAUCGAGGCCUGGAACAAGGUCUACGCAGAUUACGGCAAGAAGCACUCGGCCGAGCACGCUGAGCUUCAGCGCCGUAUCGAGGGCAAGCUUCCUCAGGGAUGGGAGAGCGCUCUGCCGACGUUCAAGCCCACCGACUCCGCUGUCGCCUCGCGCAAGCUCUCAGAGGGUGUCCUCGCCAAGCUUGCUGUGGCCCUGCCCGAAUUGCUUGGUGGUUCCGCCGAUUUGACUGGCUCAAACUUGACUCGUUGGGGCGACGCAGUCGACUUCCAGCACCCAUCGACCCGUCUUGGCGACUACUCUGGACGCUACAUCCGUUACGGUGUCCGUGAGCACGCCAUGGGUGCUAUCAUGAACGGCCUCAACGCCUACGGCCUGCACAUUCCUACCUCCGGAACUUUCCUCAACUUCGUCUCUUACGCUGUCGGUGCUGUUCGCCUGUCUGCCCUCUCUAAGCACCAGGUCAUCUGGGUCGCCACCCACGACUCUAUUGGUCUUGGUGAGGACGGUCCUACUCACCAGCCUAUCGAGACUGCUGGCGCACUGCGUGCUAUUCCCAACCUGAACUUCUGGCGCCCUGCUGAUGGAAACGAGGUCAGCGCCGCCUACAAGGUCGCCAUCGAGAGCAGGAACACUCCUUCCGUCCUUGCGCUCUCUCGUCAGAACUUGCCCCAGCUCGAAGGAUCCAGCAUCGAGAAGGCAAGCAAGGGUGGUUACGUUGUCAAGGAGGCUCCCGGUGGCAAGGCUGACAUCAUUCUCGUCGCCACUGGAAGUGAAGUCGCUAUCUCGGUCGACGCGGCAUCCGCUCUCAAGGAGAACGGCAUCAACGCUCGUGUCGUGUCUUUGCCCUCUUGGCACACCUUUGAGCAACAGCCUUACGAGUACCGCCUCAGCGUUCUGCCCAGCGGCCAGCCCAUCCUUUCCGUCGAGGUGUACAGCCGCGUUGGAUGGCAAGCUUACUCUCACGUUCAACACUCCAUCGACCGCUUCGGUGCCAGUGCACCCGCUGGCGCCUUGUACAAGAAGUUCGGCUUCACCCCUGAGGUCAUUGCGGAGAAGUCGCAGAAGAUCAUUGCGCACUACAAGGCUCAGAACAUCAAGGCCGUCUCUCCCAUCGAACUUCACGCCGCCUUUGCGUCCGAGUAGGUUUGAUCUUAGCGCGCACUCUGAAGUUCUCCAUCAUGUCAUUACCGAAACGAAUACGUCUCCGCUUUUAGAAAUUGAUCGGUUGGUCUA
Molecule: messenger RNA, 2448 nt
Organism: Ceraceosorus guamensis
Lineage: Eukaryota; Fungi; Basidiomycota; Exobasidiomycetes; Ceraceosorales; Ceraceosoraceae
Product: transketolase
Exons: 9
Coding region: 283-2358 (691 amino acids)
Biological process (GO): pentose-phosphate shunt
Cellular component (GO): cytosol
Molecular function (GO): transketolase activity
Source: RefSeq, a predicted model, not a curated record